This is a messenger RNA of Phalaenopsis equestris, 3596 nucleotides long. Its product is annotated as 26S proteasome non-ATPase regulatory subunit 1 homolog A-like. The transcript is spliced from 14 exons. Gene Ontology annotation, cellular component: proteasome regulatory particle, base subcomplex; proteasome storage granule; proteasome complex. Gene Ontology annotation, biological process: proteasome-mediated ubiquitin-dependent protein catabolic process; regulation of protein catabolic process. Bases 271 to 3273 code for a protein of 1000 amino acids. Lineage: Eukaryota; Viridiplantae; Streptophyta; Magnoliopsida; Asparagales; Orchidaceae. The record is from RefSeq and is a predicted model, not a curated record. Gene Ontology annotation, molecular function: enzyme regulator activity.
AUGGAACGUAAUUCAAAUCGACCGAUCAAAUACUGCCCGAAUUAAAUAUUAGGUUUUGGGACGAGACAAAGCAUCUUCGCCUAACAUCUUCACCCGGUAUUCUCAUCCAAGAAGUGAUAAUCGUCUUCUGCUUCUCUGAUCGUCUUCUUAGUUCUGCUCUUUCAUCGCACCAGUUAUCUUGCUUCGUUUUCAAGUAAUCCUUAGACUACCCGUUCGCUGCGCUGUUGUCUGCUUUUUCUAAGGAGGCUAAUCCUCGCCACCUGUUUGAUCAUGGCUGUGGUGAGCUCGGCGAGCGGGCUGCUAGCCAUGCUGAACGAGGAACAUCCUGCCCUCAAGCUCCACGCUCUGCAUAAACUCAACUCCCUCGUCAAUCUUUUCUGGCCCGAAAUCUCAACCAGCGUCCCUACAAUUGAAAGCUUAUACGAAGACGAGGAGUUUGAACAGAGGCAGCUUGCUGCGCUGGUUGUUUCCAAGGUAUUUUAUUAUCUUGGCGAGCUUAAUGACUCAUUGUCGUAUGCCCUUGGUGCUGGUCCGAUGUUUGAUGUUUCUGAAGAUUCUGACUAUGCUCAUACCCUCCUUGCCAAAGCCCUCGAUGAGUAUGCAAUUCUGAAAUCAAAAAGUACUAAAACUGGUGAAGAAGGUGCAGCGAUCGAUCCUAGAUUGGAAGCAAUAGUAGAAAGAAUGUUGGACAAGUGUAUUAUGGAUGGAAAAUAUCAGCAGGCCAUGGGCAUAGCUAUUGAAUGUAGGAGGUUGGAUAAGUUAGAGGAGGCAAUUACUAGGAGCGAAAAUGUUCAUGGUGCUCUUUCGUACUGCAUCAACCUUUCACAUUCUUUCGUUUAUCACAGGGAAUACCGAUGUGAGAUUCUUCAUCUCCUUGUUAAAAUAUAUCAGGGACUACCAUCCCCUGAUUAUAUAAAUAUUUGUCAAUGCCUCAUGUUUCUUAACAAACCUGAUACUGUUGCCACUACAAUGGAGAGACUUCUACGAUCUGAUAGCAAGGAUGAUGCUCUUCUAGCAUUUCAGAUCGCUUUUGAUCUUGUUGAAAAUGAACAUCAAGCAUUCCUUCUAAAUGUUAGAAAUCACCUACUAUACCCAAAACCACAAGAAGCAAAUCUCCCCAACAAUUCUAUCGAUAUGACACCUGAAAAUGGAAAUGCUGUUGCAACUGAUGAUGCUGCUAAUGGGGCACUGGACAUUGUCAUGACGGAUAGUAUUCAAGCUCCGAAUGGUCCUGUAGAUCCAAAUGAAGUUACAUACAGUGAAAAGCUUGAAAAAAUUAAAGGAAUCUUGUCUGGAGAAACAUCAAUUCAACUGACAAUACAAUUUCUAUAUAGCCACAACAGGUCAGACCUCUUAAUUUUGAAAUCUAUAAAGCAGUCAGUAGAAAUGAGAAAUAGUGUUUGUCACAGUGCGACCAUCUGUGCAAAUGCUAUCAUGCAUGCUGGGACAACAGUGGACACCUUCUUGAGAGAGAACCUGGAAUGGUUGAGUAGAGCAACAAACUGGGCUAAAUUUAGUGCUACUGCUGGCCUAGGGGUUAUCCAUAAAGGACACCUCAAGCAAGGAAGGGCUCUGAUGGCACCUUAUCUGCCUCAAACCGGUGCUGCUGGUGGAGGCAGUCCUUAUUCAGAAGGUGGUGCCCUCUAUGCUUUAGGACUUAUUCAUGCUAAUCAUGGCGAAGGAAUAAAACAUUUUCUUCGAGACAGCUUACAAAACACUGUCUCUGAGAUUAUUCAACAUGGAGCGUGUUUAGGCCUCGGAUUGGCAGCUUUGGGAACAGCUGAUGAGGAAAUAUAUGAGGAGGUAAAGAAUGUCCUUUAUACUGAUAGUGCUGUAGCUGGUGAAGCUGCUGGUAUCAGUAUGGGCUUGCUUAUGGUUGGGACCGCAAGUGACAAGGCUAGUGAAAUGUUGGCAUAUGCACACGAUACUCAACAUGAGAAGAUCAUUAGAGGCUUGGCUCUUGGCAUAGCAUUGACUGUUUAUGGCAGGGAAGAAGAAGCUGAUACUUUGAUUGAACAGCUCACUAGAGAUCAAGAUCCAAUACUUCGCUAUGGUGGUAUGUAUGCGCUGGCCCUGGCUUACAGAGGGACGGCAAACAACAAGGCAAUACAUCAGCUGCUGCAUUUUGCUGUAUCAGAUGUCAGUGAUGAUGUUAGGAGGACGGCUGUUCUUGCCCUUGGAUUUGUUCUAUAUUCUGAACCAGAGCAAACGCCAAGAAUUGUUUCUCUGCUUUCGGAGUCAUACAACCCACAUGUUAGAUAUGGUGCUGCUCUAGCUAUAGGCAUUUCUUGUGCCGGAACUGGUCUAAGCGAAGCCAUUUCUUUGUUGGAGCCAUUGACAUCAGAUGUCGUGGAUUUUGUUCGCCAAGGAGCUCUAAUAGCCAUGGCUAUGGUCAUGAUCCAGACAAACGAAUCUUGUGAUCAUCGAGUGGGAACUUUCAGGCGCCAACUGGAAAAAAUAAUUCUGGAUAAGCAUGAGGAUACAAUGAGCAAGAUGGGUGCCAUUAUAGCUUCUGGGAUUCUGGAUGCUGGUGGACGAAAUGUUACAAUUAGGUUGCUUUCUAAAACAAGGCAUGAUAAAAUAACAGCGGUUGUUGGACUUGCGGUAUUUAGCCAAUUUUGGUAUUGGUAUCCCCUCCUUUACUUCAUUAGUUUGUCCUUUUCACCUACGGCAUUCAUCGGUUUGAAUUAUGAUCUCAAAGUGCCGAGAUUUGAGUUUUUAUCAAAUGCCAAACCUUCUUUGUUUGAGUAUCCUCGACCUACAACACCACCAGCAUCAACAUUGACAGUUAAGCUACCAACUGUUGUUUUAUCAGCAUCUGCAAAAGCAAAAGCUAGAGCUAAGAAAGAAGCUGAACAGAAGGCAAAUGCUGAAAAAUCCUCCACUGAUGAUGUUUCUGCUAGCCCGAGUUCAGGGAAAGGUCCCAAAUCUAGUGAGAAAGAUUCUGAGGCAGGGCAGGCAAGCAAUGCUUCUGAGAAAAAGACCGAAUCCGAACCUUCUUUCGAACUGCUGACAAAUCCCGCAAGGGUUGUACCCGCACAAGAAAAAUACAUCAGAUUCCUGGAGGGAAGCAGAUACGUACCGGUGAAGCUCGCACCUUCGGGUUUUGUUCUAUUGAGAGAUCUACAGCCGGCAGAAGCCGAGGUUCUCGCUCUCACCGAUGCCCCGUCGAAUGUAUCCUCUUCAAAUGCCGCUCAACAAAGCUCCGAACCGUCAGCCAUGACUGUAGAUGAGGAGCCUCAGCCCCCGCAACCCUUUGAAUUAUCUGCGUAGACAACUGGGCUCGAUAGAGUUUGUCCCAUUUCAUUGUUUUCAGGCCAGCAGAACAUCUUUUCACAGGUUUACGAAAACUGCUUUGGUUAAUGAAAGUGUGAUGACAUUGUUCUCUUUGGCUUUAGAUCAGGCGGAUUUUGUUCUUAAUGUCGUAAAAAUUUUCUACAGGCUGCCGGUGGGGCGAAAUGAUUUGUAGUUCUGGGUUCUUAAUUUAUUGUUGUGUUUUUCUCCAUAUUAUUUAUUUGGAUUUUGUAGCCAUUUUGAGAGAUGUACUUGUAUACGAAUAUUAUCUGCCUUUUUUUGGCAAACUUUGUUUUCGAAUU